AUGUGUAUCGCAUUGAUAUCAACUGCCCACCCGGAAUACUCAUUGAUCAUAAUCAAUAACAGAGAUGAAUUCCUCCAUCGCCCCACGUCAUCGCCAGACUGGUGGCCAGAGCCAGCCUCACAUGUCCUCGGCUCACGAGACCUAGCCCGAUCUACACAUGGCACUUGGAUGGGGGUCACCAAACAUGGAAAGGUGGCAGUUCUUACCAACUACCGUGAGGACUCGACCAGCGCAGCCAUCGGAGUCUACAGCCGAGGCGUCAUUGUCAACAGCUGGUUGGUUGGAUCCACCGACAAGUCAGAGGAUACCAGGGAGUUUGUACAAGGCAUUGUGGCGAGUCCAGAAGCAAAGCAGGUUGGGGGUUUCAGUUUGGUGUGUGGACAUAUCAAUGAGCCCUUGGCCAUUGUCUCCAACCGUUCCGUAGACAUGGAUCAGAUCACCUGGGUGGCAACGGAGAAGAACCAGACGCGUGGACUUAGCAACACAAGCUUUGAUGACAGAACUUGGCCAAAGAUUAUCGAUGGAGAGCGGCUGAUGGAGGCUGCUAUUGCCGAGCAUGUGCAACAGGGAGACGAGGACGAGGAUGCAUUGAUUGAUCGUCUGCUGAAAGUUCUCGAAUCUGAUACCCUGCCACGACUGUCAGAGGAGAAUGCCACAAUUGAGACGUACAUUCAUCAUCUGCGCAAGAGCAUCUUUGUUCCUCUCAUCGGUGCCGCCAAUGAUCGUGAUCGAGCUGCCGAGAGAACCGCUGCAGCUCAGGUAGAGGAUGAGACCAACGCGCCAACAACUGGACCCCCCGAUCAAAGUUAUACCUGCGGGUCAUAUGGGACACAGAAGCAAACUAUUCUCCUGGCACGACCGGAUGGACGGGUGCGAUACUUUGAAAGAACGCUGUAUGACAGUGAUGCAAAGGCUGUGCCGGAGGGACAAGGCGAUCAUUCAUUUGAAUUCAACAUCACAGAGUAG
This is a messenger RNA of Penicillium coprophilum, 966 nucleotides long. Its product is annotated as NRDE family protein. The record is from RefSeq and is a predicted model, not a curated record. The transcript has 2 exons. Gene Ontology annotation, cellular component: Golgi apparatus. Gene Ontology annotation, biological process: Golgi organization; protein secretion. Lineage: Eukaryota; Fungi; Ascomycota; Eurotiomycetes; Eurotiales; Aspergillaceae. Bases 1 to 966 code for a protein of 321 amino acids.